Gossypium arboreum is the source of this 1656-nucleotide messenger RNA. RefSeq lists its product as uncharacterized. Lineage: Eukaryota; Viridiplantae; Streptophyta; Magnoliopsida; Malvales; Malvaceae. The transcript is spliced from 4 exons. The coding region runs from base 641 to 1456 and encodes 271 amino acids. The record is from RefSeq and is a predicted model, not a curated record.
UAGGAGCUAUGUUUGGACAACGGAGGAAUCAGAUUUUCCAUCCCAUCUACUUUGCUAGGUACAAAGGUGAUAGUUUAUACUGAUCACAUGUCCAUUAAAUAUCUAUUGUCAAAGAAAGACUCAAAACCACGAUUGAUUCGUUGGGCUUUGUUACUCCAAGAAUUCGAUUUGGUGAUACAUGAUAGGAAAAGAGUAAAGAAUCAAGUGGAAAACCAUCUAUCCAAAUUAGAGCAAAAAGAAGAUACCCACUACUCUAUUCCUAUUAAUGAAUACUUUCCAGACGAACACAUCUUUAAGAUUUUGGUUCUUCACUAUCGGACUCGGGAUUUUUGAAGUCGAAGUCGCCCACACUAUCAAAGCUCCUUUUGUAAUGGAUCCCGAUCUCGACCGAGCGGUAGCUGAUGAUCUUGAGAGUGUUGCGCCUGCUCCCGCACAAGGGACAGCGCGGUGGACUCUCAACCUAUUGCUAGCAAUCCGAAUGAUGAGGCUAGGCAAGCUUUUUAUAGCGUGAUGAAUGAUUGGUUCAACCAAUACAUUCCAACUAAUACGGCUGUUCCACAACCUCCAUUCCUGACAAACACAACCCCGCACCUCGAUACCUCCAAAGAGUGACCAAAUAAAGUCAAAUAAGCCCCAGUUGAUGAAUCCGAAAACACGGGCUAUCAAUUUAAAGCUACGGACAAUGAUGAUGUCGAGCAAGCUGAAUUUUGGUUGGACAACACUAUCCGGCAUACUCGAUGAGCUAUCUUGCACACCCGAUGAGUGCCUAAAGUGUACUAUCUCCUUGCUACGUGAUUCUGCCUACUAUUGGUGGAAUACGUUGACUUCUGUUGUGCCUAGAGAGCAAGUAACUUGGGAGUUUUUCCAAACCGAGUUUCGGAAAAAGUAUACCAGUCAAAGAUUUAUGGAUCAAAAACGGAAGGAAUUUCUUGAACUUAAACAAGGUUCCAUGUCGGUUACCGACUAUGAACGAAAAUUUGUGAGGCUUAGCCGGUACGCACGAGAAUGUAUUUCCUCAGAAGCCGUAAUGUGUAAACGUUUCGAGGAUGGACUAAAUGAUGAUAUAAAGCUGUAUGUUGGCAUCUUGGAAAUCCAAGAAUUUGUAGUACUUGUUGAGCGAGCUUGCAAGGCCGAGGAGCUCAAGAUGGAGAAAAGAAAAGUCGAGGUGGGAGCAAGGGAGUUUCGUAAGAGGUCUUCGGGGAAGCCCUUCCCACAGUCAUCGAAGAAAUUUAGAGAUGGCUUGGACUGGUCUAGGGAUACUUCGGGCUUUUCUAGACGAGAUCGCGAUCGACCCCCUAUGAGCACACGAGUCACUUCGAUCGCCAGUGUUGGAAUGACCGUCGAGACAGAGCAGAAUGGCAGUAUUGUGGUAAAUAUCAUUCAGGGAGUUGUAGGUUCCAUGACCGCUCCUGUUACAAGUGCGGGUCAACCGACCACUUUAUCAAAGAUUGCCUGAGAUUGUCUGAACAGAAUGUAAAUCAGAGUGGGAAACCGGGUGCUACCACUACUCGGGGUAGACCAUCUAGGAAUACGGGCAAUGCUAGCGGCGGUCAGAGAUGAUCUAGAGAUGCUACCACCAGAUCUGAGGCUCGUGCUCCUGCUAGGGCUUAUGCCAUACCGUACGCGAGGAUGCUUCCUCGCCAGAUGUUAUUAUCG